CCCAAAAAGAAAGUAUAAAUAUUACACUGUAAGUGCAUCAGCAAUCAUUGCAGUAACAUGCAAGACUCUUGUGCAUCAUUAGGAAAGUCCCCUCUCUUCGAUUUGAAUGAGGUCGCUACCAAUAUUACUAUUGAAGAACAUGAAGAUAAAGUAUCUACCACUUGUAGUGGUAGUUAUGGAAAUGAGUUGUCAAUGGAAAGAGCUAAAAUCGCCCCAGUGAACGAGCAAAAAACCAGGAGAUUUAGGCGAUAUGUUCGAUCGAAAGCUCCUCCGCUUCGCUGGACUCCUGAUCUCCAUCUUGCCUUCGUAAAUGCUGUGGAAACACUAGGAGGCCAAGAGAGAGCUACUCCUAAGCUGGUUCUUGAGCUGAUGAAUGUAAGAGGACUUCAAAUUACUCAUGUAAAGAGUCACUUGCAGAUGUAUAGGAAUAAGUUUCAAGACUCAGCUAGCGUUUUAUCUUCCUCAAGUGGAUGUAUAAAUAGGAAACCUCAUAUUAUGGAAAUGUACCGAAGGGUCAAAGGUUCCUGGUACUUGAGAAGGGAUCAUGGAAACCAUUUGUCAUCUCUCCUUCAAGAACCACUAGAUCCAAGUUAUGCAAUGGUAAGGUCUACUGCUUCACAAGGGAAAAAUGAUACAGGAUUGGUACUAGCAGGAUAUAAGCAACUAAAGCGUAGUCGAUUUGUUGAAAACAAGAAGAGGUCUUCUCAUGAAACCUGCAGUGAACUAUUUCUUCAGCAAGGUUUUGUUACUUUAACAGCCAGUUCCGCAUACAAAUCUUUUGAACCAAACUAUGAACCCCUUGGGCUAAAUCUUCAUGAAGCAUGUAAAUUACAAGAAACUCCAAAGCACGACGGAUUAUCAAAAUUACAGUUAAGCUUGAGCCAUGGUUGUGAUCAGACUGGUGUCAAACAGAGUAGUCUACAGAGCUCAAAAGAUGUUAAUACCAUACUUUCUCUUUCUUUCUCUUGAUAUAACUAAACAAACAGAAUACUAUGGCAAAUUCAGGAAAACACAAGACGAGUACUUGGGAUCUCACUAUGCAAUUCAAAUAUUGUGCAUUGGAAUGAGAUCUUGCAAGUACUAGACUUGUAGGCCUCAUACACAGAAGGAUAUUCAUGAUAUUAGAAACGAUUUAUGUUCAUUAAUUCUAUGAGCAAAGAAGUAUAGCUGAAAAAGAAGUGAUUACCUUCCUUAAACAAUUCCUGCUAUUACUAGUGGUAGUAAUUUUCUUCCUUAUAAGAAGUUCCGCUACUCCGAAUCCCUAUAAAAAUGAGAG
Messenger RNA from Lycium barbarum (goji berry), 1276 nucleotides. Its product is annotated as probable transcription factor KAN2. The record is from RefSeq and is a predicted model, not a curated record. Gene Ontology annotation, molecular function: DNA-binding transcription factor activity; DNA binding. The coding region runs from base 58 to 969 and encodes 303 amino acids. The transcript has 6 exons. Lineage: Eukaryota; Viridiplantae; Streptophyta; Magnoliopsida; Solanales; Solanaceae.